AUGUGUGUGUACUGGUGCUCUGGUCACGUCCAGGUAGAUCCAGGGAAGUCGUCAGGGGAAUCUGGAGCAAGUCGUGGCCGCUCCUGCGCGAGCCGAGGGACGGCAGAAUUCGUCAAGCCCUCAACGAGUCUGACGCGCCGCGAGAUGAUCGCCGCCGUCAGGAAGGUCACCAUGGGCGCGUGCGCGCGCACCCCGGCGGAGCCCUCGACCGCAGACACCGUGUCCCCCACGCCCUCGAGAGUCACUGCCCUGUCACACCUACGGGAGCUCGUGAGCGGGAGGAGCUUCCAGCUGGACGACUUCGACCUCAGGGCCACCGUCGGUGUUGGCACCUUCGGCCGCGUCCGUGUGGUGAAGGUGAAGGGCAGCGCCGACAGGACGCCCCUCGCGCUGAAGAUCAUGAAGAAGAGCGAAGUGUUGCGGCUCAAGCAGCUGGAACAUGUGAAGGCCGAGACAGCCAUCCUCGCGAAGAUCCAUCACCCCUUUAUUGUCAACCUCCUGGCAACGUUUCAGGAUGAGACCAGGCUUUAUUUGGUACUGGAGUAUGUCAACGGAGGUGAGCUGUUCUCACGCCUCCGGAACGAGGGGAGAUUACCCGAGCUCGAGGCCCGCUUUGAUUCCGCAGAAAUUUGCCUCGCCUUCGAAUACCUCCAUUCGAAGAACGUCAUCUACAGGGACCUGAAACCAGAGAACCUGCUGAUUGACAGCGACGGCUUCAUCAAGGUGACCGACUUCGGGUUCGCCAAGGUGAUAGAAGACCGAACGUGGACAUUGUGCGGCACUCCAGAGUAUCUGGCGCCCGAGAUCAUACAGUCCAAGGGCCACGGGAAGGGGGUGGACUGGUGGGCCUUGGGCGUCCUCAUCUUCGAGAUGCUCGCAGGCUACCCACCCUUUUAUGACGAGAAUGCCUUCGGCAUCUACCAGAAGGUUCUGAAAGGCACUGUGGACUUCCCACGGCAUUUCGACAUGAAGGUGCAAUCGCUCGUCAAGCGCUUGCUGACCCAUGAUCGCUCCAAGCGCUACGGCUGCCUAAAGGGCGGCGUGGAGGAUAUCAAAGGGCAUAAGUGGUACAAAGGCUUCGACUGGGAGAUGCUGCUGUCUCGCCAGUUGAAGCCGUUGUACGUUCCGAAGCUGAAGGCUGCGGACGACACGUCCAUGUUCGACCGCUACCCUGAGAGCACGGAGGCCUCUGCCCAGGCCGUCUCCGCAAGCGACCAGCAGCGGUUCGACGGCUUCAUUGUUGAUGUAGAUCUCCACUAG
Prorocentrum cordatum is the source of this 1260-nucleotide messenger RNA. NCBI's taxonomy places the organism in Eukaryota, Dinophyceae, Prorocentrales, Prorocentraceae. The record is from the annotation of a GenBank genome assembly.